Molecule: messenger RNA, 1904 nt
Organism: Spinacia oleracea (spinach)
Lineage: Eukaryota; Viridiplantae; Streptophyta; Magnoliopsida; Caryophyllales; Amaranthaceae
Product: transcription factor DIVARICATA
Exons: 2
Coding region: 719-1525 (268 amino acids)
Molecular function (GO): DNA binding
Source: RefSeq, a predicted model, not a curated record
AAUCAACCCAUAACUGUUCUUCCUCACCACCUGCCUUCCUCUCAUUCUCAAUUUCUACCACCAAAACCAAAUUAAGGUCAAACCAUUUUCUCCCCCUCUCUUCUUUUGUACACUUCUCCAAUAACUUCAUAAUCUCCAAACUAAAAACCCAUUACAAAAUUAUUAAACUCUCAUAAUUUAGUAAAAUAAAAACAGUAUUAAUAAUAAAUUCAGAAUCUGGAGAAUUGUUCUUCUUCUUCCAACUCCAGUGGACAGGAAGUGCAAGUUGUAAGGUAGCAGUAUUUGGUAGGGUCUGCACUACCUCUAAUUUUUAGUGCUUGUGGAGGACAAAGUCGGUGCCUUUUUCUAUUUUUUAUUUUUUAUUUUUUUAACUUUGAUUCUGAAGUAAAAUUAAAAAAAAAGUUAAGGUCUUUAUAGUAAGUGAUUCUUCAAAAUUUAAUUUUAAUCAAAGUUUUAUUCUGAUUCUAUCUUCAACAAAUAUUUUGGGUCAUUCUGAAACUUCAUUUUCCUCCUUAUUUCCUCUGUUUUUGCUAUUUUGAUCAUCAGACCGUCAGUCCAUCACCCCCCUUUAAAUUCUCCCAUUUCAUCUCUCUUAAAAACCAUGAACUAGAAUAAAGUUUGAGUUUCUUUUUAGAGAGAGAAGCAAAAAUAAACCACCCCCACAAAAAAAAAAAAAAAGCAGGGGAGAAAUUCUCAUUUCUGAUUUCCAAUAUCUGAAAUGGGAGCAAUAUAUCCAGGUUCUAUGUACACAAAUUCAAGUUAUGAUAAUUGGUUGUUUGGUGGGGAUUCAAAGAGCACAAUAUGGACAAAGGAAGAGAACAAGAGGUUUGAGAAAGCACUUGCAAUAUUUGAUGAGAAAACUCCUGAUAGAUGGUCUAGAAUUGCUGAUAUGAUUCCUGGGAAAUCUGUUUGGGAUGUGAUGAAACAGUAUGAGGAAUUGUUAGUUGAUGUGACUGAUAUCGAAGCUGGUUUGGUUCCGAUUCCUGGUUAUCUUGCUUCUCCUUUCACUUUGGAUUGGGUUGAUGAUCAUGCCAAAUUUGAUCCUUUUAGGAAAAGGUCUGCUUCUAUGUCUAGACCUCAUGAACAAGAGAGGAAAAAGGGUGUUCCUUGGACUGAAGAUGAGCAUAGGCGUUUUCUGCUAGGACUUCAGAAACAUGGGAAAGGAGACUGGAGAAACAUAUCAAGGAACUUUGUUAUAUCAAAAACACCAACACAAGUAGCUAGCCAUGCUCAAAAGUACUUCCUAAGGCAGACUUCAGGAGGGAAGGAUAAACGAAGACCAAGCAUUCACGAUAUCACUACUGCUAAUUUAUCAGAAAAUGGUAUGAAUACAGUUUCAGAAACAGAUCAAAAGGCAUCAUUUCCAUUGCUUCAGAAAUCAUUCAACAUAAUGCCUAAGAUGUUGCUUGAUUGGAGUAACUCUAAUGGUGAAGCAUUCAUGGUUUUCGAUUCACCAACUCAUGGACGGCAGAAUCUGUACAGUAGUGCCUACCAAGGAGCCUCAGCCUAUGUAGGAUCACAUUAGAGUUUUUUUUUAAAAAGGGUAAAGAAAACAACAACUAUCUCUGUUUAUGGUUCUUGUGUGGUAAAAUCACAUGUCUCAAACUCCCAUCAUCAUCGAUCAGUUCAUUAAUUACUCGUAGUUUGUAGACAUCUACAGAAUGUGAAAACAUCUGAAAUCUUUUGAAGGGUUACAAUGUAUAUUUUGAAUUAUGAUUUUUUUUCCUUUUGGUAGUACUCAUCAGAAUAUCAAUCUAGUCGUCUAGCUAGUCAAUCUCAAUCUUGAUUUUUACAGUGACGGAUCUAGGAUUUUUCAUAUAGUGUGUCAUCUUCAGAGGUGGAUAUAAUGCUUAGAUGGAUUUUUCGUGUCUUAUGAGAAUGAACAAUUCAGUUAAUUUCCUUGA